GGCGCUUCGGGAAGCGAAAGAGCGGCAUAACGGAGAAGUCGCCCCUCGGGCCGAGCGCGCCCCACAGUGUGCUUCGUGCGUGAGGACAGGCGGGCUGCGCGCAUUUCGCUCCCAGCUCAGAGUCAGGCGCCGGGAGCGCCUGAGGCGCCGCGCAAAAGGGCGCCACGGGGGGAGAGAGCGCGGGGAUUGCGCUGCAGCAGCCCGGGAAGCGGCUGAGCAGGAGCGGAGUCAUGUCGGAGGAGGCGGGCGGGCGUCGCCGCCGCCCUGCGCCCAGCCGCCGAGCCCCGGUGCCGCGUCUUCCCUGAGCGCAGCGGAAGAUGGAGAGCCUGAGGCGGAGCGGCCGGCGGGACCCCGGCUGCCGGGCCUGGUCCCUUUUAGCGCUGGUUGCGCUGCUGUCGAGGCCGGCGUCGGGCCACCCGCAGUGCCUAGACUUCAAGCCUCCCUUCAAGCCUCCGCGGCCGCUCGUCUUCUGCGUGCAAUACUCGGACUUCGGGUGCUGCGACGCGCAGCGCGACUCCGCCCUGUUGGAGCGCUACUACAGCGUCACCGGCCACCUGGACCAUGCCGCCUAUGCGGCGUGCGCCAGCUACCUGCAGGACCUCCUGUGUCAGGAGUGCUCCCCUUAUGCUGCUCACCUGUAUGAUGCUGAAGACCCUUCUACGCCCGUGAAAACUGUGCCAGGACUUUGCCCUGACUACUGUGUACAAGUGUGGCGAAACUGCAGAUCCAUGUUCCAGUUCCUCACUCACGACCAAGAGUUACUGGCGCUGGAAAGCAACAUGGCAAAGUUCUGUCGUUACCUUUCCUUGGAGGAUGCUGACUACUGCUUCCCUCACCUCCUAACCAAUAAACGCCUUUCUCAAAACCUUGGGCUAGUGACUGCUGACACUGAAGGAUGCCUGCAGCUUUGUUUAACAGAGGUUGCCAACGGACUUAGGAAUCCAGUUGCCAUGGUGCAUGCAAAUGAUGGAACUCACAGAGUCUUCAUUGCCGAGCAAGUUGGCUUAGUUUGGGCCUACCUGCCAGAUCGUUCACGGCUUGAAAAACCGUUUCUGAAUAUCAGUGAAGCUGUACUUACCUCACCUUGGGAAGGCGAUGAGAGAGGUUUUUUAGGUAUUGUCUUCCAUCCUAAAUUCAAAUUUAAUGGUAAAGUGUUUGUCUACUAUUCAGUUGAAGUUCAGUAUGAAGAGAGAAUCCGAAUCAGUGAGUUCAGAAUUUCUCCCGAUGACAUGAAUUCUGUGGACCAUGGUUCUGAAAGGAUAAUUCUGGAGAUAGAUGAACCAGCUUCAAAUCAUAACGGAGGAGAACUACUGUUUGGAGACGAUGGCUAUCUUUAUAUCUUCACUGGAGAUGGGGGGAUGGCUGGUGAUCCAUUUGGGACUUUUGGAAAUGCUCAAAACAAGUCAACGCUCCUUGGCAAAGUGCUCCGGAUCAAUGUAGACAAUAACGACCGCGGGCCUCUCUACCGGAUUCCUCCUGACAAUCCUUUUGUUAACGAUCCUGAAGCUCGACCUGAAGUCUAUGCUUACGGAGCGAGGAAUAUGUGGCGCUGCUCUUUUGAUAGGGGUGACCCCAACACAAAGGAAGGGAAAGGCCGGCUUUUUUGCGGUGAUGUAGGGCAAAAUAAAUUUGAGGAAAUUGACCUUGUGGAGAAAGGGAAAAAUUACGGCUGGAGAGCAAGAGAAGGGUUCAGUUGUUACGACAAAAAGCUCUGCACCAAUUCCUCAUUAGAUGACGUGCUCCCAAUAUAUGCUUACCCACACAAAAUGGGGAAAUCAGUUACAGGAGGCUAUGUCUAUCGGGGUUGUGAGUCUCCAAACUUGAAUGGGCUGUACAUAUUUGGUGAUUUUAUGAGUGGACGUCUGAUGUCCUUGAAGGAGAACCGUGUCACUAGAGAAUGGCAAUACAAUGAAAUAUGCAUGGGAGUAGGACAAACCUGCAUGUUUCCUGGGCUUAUCAAUAAUUACUAUCAGUACAUCAUCUCUUUUGCUGAAGAUGAGGCAGGGGAACUGUAUUUCAUGUCAACUGGAAUACCAAGCGCUACCGCUCCUAAUGGAGUAGUUUACAAAAUAAUUGACACCUCCCGGAGAGCACCACCUGGCAAAUGUCGUAUUGAGCCUCUACCAGUAAAAACAAAAAGUAAACUCGUCAAGUUUGUUGGAAAGGAAAAGCUUAUAAUAAAAACAUCAACACAACGUCCUAAAGUACAAACCACGACUCGAACUCCAGCAAGGGCCAAAGUGACAGCAGAACCACCUCGGGUCACAACUCCAGACUGGGUGGAACAAAUCUUGACUCUCCUAAGAAGCCAAAACAGAGUGCUGAUGACCACUGCAGCUCCAAAAACCAAAGCACCAAAGCCCAGAAAAGGAGGAAGGACUGGGGGAAGGCGAGGACAGAGGAGGAAAAACAAGCCAACCACUGCUCCCUCACAGCCACGGAAUGGUGCGGUCCGAAUAAUGAAUGGCAGCGUGAAAGGGAAGCACCAAGGGAGGGUGGAAAUCUUUAUCAACGGAGAGUGGGGCACCGUGUGUGAUGAUUUGUGGACUUCCAAGGCAGCUGCGGUUGUUUGCCGCCAGUUGGGCUAUGCUUUUGUGAUCAGGGCAACCAAGAAAGCAGAGUUUGGGGAGGGACGUUCGCUUCCUAUUCUUCUUGAUGAUGUUCAGUGCUCAGGCCGGGAGAAAACCCUACUGGAGUGCUCACACGCAGAUGUCGGGAAGCACAACUGUUCCCACAAAGAAGAUGCAGGAGUGAUAUGUAGUCAUGAAGAUGUCACUGAGACUGAACAAUAGGUGGGAUAGGAGCAUUGGGUGGCUGGCCUGCUUUAAUUUUUUUUAAUGCCUUUGUCUGGUGUGAAUAGUUUAUGAAAUGAAUAAAUCUUGAUUGAGGAAUUGUGAAUAUUGAAUGAA
Eublepharis macularius is the source of this 2909-nucleotide messenger RNA. It is a transcript of the gene HHIPL1, whose product is annotated as HHIP like 1. The record is from RefSeq and is a predicted model, not a curated record. The transcript is spliced from 9 exons. Gene Ontology annotation, cellular component: membrane. Bases 318 to 2792 code for a protein of 824 amino acids. Lineage: Eukaryota; Metazoa; Chordata; Lepidosauria; Squamata; Eublepharidae.